This is a messenger RNA of Amphibalanus amphitrite, 1487 nucleotides long. Its product is annotated as ankyrin repeat and LEM domain-containing protein 2-like. Lineage: Eukaryota; Metazoa; Arthropoda; Thecostraca; Balanomorpha; Balanidae. Gene Ontology annotation, molecular function: protein phosphatase 2A binding. Gene Ontology annotation, cellular component: endoplasmic reticulum. Gene Ontology annotation, biological process: negative regulation of phosphorylation. The transcript is spliced from 9 exons. The annotation marks the transcript as partial. The record is from RefSeq and is a predicted model, not a curated record.
CGUGACAGGGCCGUAUAAACUGAAAAUAUAGAGCGAAGAUGAGUGAAGACACCGUGAAUUCAAAUGGUCCCAGAAUGCCCACGACAUUCUACGGGAUUAACCUGAGACAGGCUGAGGGUCUCCAAAGGCCUGAUGGUGUUCCUCUGUACUGCACCUCCAUCCAGGAGGUGCAGGCCGUCAUGAAGGCGAACAAGACGGCCCGCUUCAAGUCGUUCAGCAGCCAGGCGGAGGCGGAGGCGUUCAGUCGGCUGGCGGCGGACCCCGGCGAGGGAGCCGCCCCGCCGGCCGCACCCUCCCCGUCCGCCGCCGCCGCGGCCACCGGCGCCGGCGGGGAGAAACCUUCACCGUACAAAAAUCCCUCCAGACCGGACUUUCAGGAGUUCCGCAAGCUGGUCGAAUCCGGCGACGAGCGCGGCGUGGUGGCGGCGGUGGCGCGCAACCCGCGCUACCUGAUCAGCAGCGGCGACACGCCGGCCCUGCUGCGUGAAGGGCCGCGCCACAAUUCCCUUCAUCUGGCAGCACUGCGCGGACGGGACGCCGUGUGUAGGACGCUGCUGGAGCUGGUGGGCGACCCGCGGCUCUUUCAGAGACUGUACCCCGAUGAUGCGCCCGAGGUGGCGGCCGGCCGGUCCGAGUACAUGCUGGACCUGUACCUCAACAUGCCGACCAAGGGGACGUUCGAGACACCAUUGCACCUGGCCGCCAAACAGGGUCACCUGGAGACGGUCCGCGCGCUGGUGCAGCACCCCGCCUGCAAGCGCGACCUCACCAACAAGUUUGGAGAGACGCCCGAGCAGGUGGCCUGUCAGCAGUACUCGGGACCAGACAAGGACGGACUGCGGCGGCAGAUGGGCUUCCUGCUGCAGGAGCCCUUCUAUGUACAGGUGCUGGCUGAGGCGGACGGCUCGGGUGCGCCGGUGCUGGCUCCGCCGUGUUCGCCACAUCAGCAGCGACAGAGGGGUAGCAGCGCGCCGGGGACGCCCGGCACACCGCAGUCGCCGCUACUGAGGUCAGCCGCACCGAGCUCUGCAGACGUCCUGCCAGCUCCGAGCCGUCAGUCCGAGGGCGGCAGCCGAGGACGGUGGAUCACAUACUGUCUCAGUGUCCGUGUCACCAUGUCGGCCCUCAGCAGCCGGCUGGCGACGCUCCUGACUUUGGCCGUGCUCAUCGUGACGGCCGGCUGUGACGGUGGCCAGUCCAUCCCCCUGGAUGAAUACGUACAUCAGUUGGUGCGUGAUGAGCUACAGUCCAUCGUCAGCACGCUGCAGUCAGGAACGGAACGUCUGGAGAACAGGCUGGAGUCUAAGAUGGAGGCUCUGGAGCGCAGAAUGGAGGAGCUGACCGGCCGACUGGACGGCCAGCAGACUCAGCUGGACGAGGUCAUCACACAGCUGAACAGCCGAAAAUCUCAGCAGGACGAGACGACAGUCACAGUGAACGACCACACAGAACGACUGAGUGAUAUCGUCAUCAACAUGGAAAAACAC